CAUCAGGCUUUGAGCCUACCUACAACCUUGUUCAUAAGCUAGAUGCUGUAAGAUAAAGAUACUUGAUAAUUUUCAACGAAAGAUGAGCGAGCCAGAGAGCAAGAGUGCUUUAUUGAAAUCCAAAUGUAAAUCAUCCGAUCGGCCGUACUCUGCGGAUAUUUGCAACGAAGAUGAUCAUGAUUGGUGGGCGAGUGACAGCGAUUCCAGCACAGGGUCAUAUUACUCGCAAUCAGACACCGGCAGUUCUGUGGUUGAAUGGGAGUCGGAGAUCGGACCCAACGGAGAAGUAUUUUACAUAGAAUCGGCAGAGGAAAGUCUGCUCGAGAAUCCCACAGCUUCGGAGGAUAAGAGCGAGAGCCCUCAGCCUGAGUUAACGCGUCGCCGCAGCACGAGAGCCGGCAAAUUGUUCCGUCUUAUCAGACGCAAGGAGAGCAAGCGGUGGAGUACGAGAAAUAAAAGGAUCAGCAGUAGCGUCGCGGCAAGUAAUACAGCUGCUCAAGAGAAGGGAGAUGGAAGCAAGGAGGUCAAAUUUCAAGAUUUCCAGGCAGGAGAAAUUCGAGAAGUCACGCUGUGGGUUGAUCCUGAGAGAAGACAUAAGCUUGGAAGAAGGGCAACUUUAUGUGAAGCAUACUUCGGUAUCACCCCGGGUGCGUUCUCGGACGAGGUCAGAGUUAUGGUGGCGGGAUUUAUACCCGACGGUGAAGCUAUGAAGAACAGAAAUAUAAAAAUCGGGGACUGGUUGCGGAGCAUCAAUUCGAAUAAUGUUACUUUCCAGAAUUUGGACCGGAUACUGUCUGAAAUCACCACGCCAUCAAAUGUAACAUUAGAACUGCAAAGAGUGGCUGGUGUUGAUGUUACUGCAAAGUUACCAAAAGCAAAUGAACCAAAACAAUCAAUAUUGGUCCAAUAUCUGCUGAGUAAAGAAACCAGCAGUUCCUUUAUGGAAUCUCUGUUGAAUUAUCCGUUGGGCGUAAUAUAUUUAAAGACUGCAGAUCUUUCGGAAAUGGGACAAGAAUUGCAAGGCGUAUUAUACACGUAUCCGCGAUUCGAAACCAAGAGUGCGCAUUCUUCUCUUUGUACGGCAAGGGGAGCUUUUAUAACUCUUAAUCAUUUAUUACCCAGUAUAGUGGGCUCGGAACCACUCAGUACAACUGUCCAUAUAGGCGAAGAAGAAAUGCAUAUUGCAUACACAUCCCGCGACGAUGAAUUACUUUUGAUAGCUUUACCUGGCAAAUGCUGUUCCCCUCAGGAGAUUGUCAAGAUUACAGAGGACAUAGUCAGAACAUUAGAAUUUACCUACCAAUCGCUGACGAAGUGCUUUACUUCUGUGGAGAACCAGUCUUCCUUAGAUCAUUUUUUCAUGCUAAUUAUGCGUAGAUUAAUGAAUAUCAAAGAUUCCUGCAAAGAUGCUGACGUUAAAACGAAUUCAGCGAAUCCACAAAAUGAAAGUGCUGAAAGUUUGGAGAAUUAUAAGUUCAGAAGCGCCUUUUCGGUCGCAAGUUCUAUACAAUUACCGAGAGACGCGCAAAUUCAAAUAGACGCUGCAUUAAGCGAGAUGGAAGCUAUGGAUUACAGAGAUUGGAACGAAGAUCCUAUGGAUUGUCAAAGACUGUACACUAUAUUAGGAAGUUGCAUUUACCACAAAUGUCACCUUUUGGGAUCUCAUUUGCCUCACGACGAUCUGAUCGACGUACAUUCGUUUCUGCGACACAACGGUCUGUUAAAUCUUGUGAGCCAGGAACAAGUAAAAUGCUUAGUUCUGUGGAAACAAAUUUAUCCUUCGUCUUGCAAUCGCGGGAAUGUUGACGGCAAUGACGGCGACCAGUUAUUGAUACCCAAUGGAAAAUGGUUUUUAUUGGUUAUCGGGUAUGGACACGAUUUAUUAGCGGUGCUGUUGGAAUCCGGCGGAUGCACUGCCAAGUACAACGAUGCGAUAGGCCCGGAUGUGUUUUACGUCGAAGAGGCUCAAGAAACGCUGAAACAUAUACAAAAGAUAGGAGUUACAGUCUUGGCCUCGAAAUGGAUUACAUCCAAUACCAGACCUGAGGUAAUACCAUUUGAGGAACAUACAACGACGAAGGCGUCGUCCAGCAUCACGGAAAAUCUGUUCGGAUUGAUAAAAUCGUCCGACGCGCAAACUGUAUCGUCUAAGCAGAAUGUCAGUUCUAUCAGUAAAAAGCCGCAAGAAUUACCUUCUAUCUUGAAGAAACGUUCCGAAGAAAAUCCCGUUAUCUCGGGUUCUGUAUAUUCUCUACAAACGUCCGAAGAUUCACUCAGCCAAGGAACAGGUGGUGUUAGUGAAAUGAGCGACGAGGCAAUGCCUAUACUUGGAAGACGAGCAAUCCGGGAGAAGAUCAAUUCGACAUUGAGAUAUUCUGAUGAUAGUGAUUCAGAUAUCGACAUAUAUAAGAGUGAUAGUAAUGUUCUUACAAUGGAUAUAUCCAAUAUACGAGAGAAUUUGUUAAAUCAAGCGGAAUACCUGAUACCACAAAAGCUAACUGCAGGUGAUAAAAAUUAUUUGUAUCAUUACGUUCACUUAGACAUGGUAGAAGGAAUUUUAUUAACGUCAAUUCCCAUUCAAAACACACCGAAGGAUAACAAGAUUCUUGUUAAUUUCAACAAGUGUGUACAUGUUAUCCAUAGAUUGCUGCAUAAUACAGUAAGAUUUAAAAUGUUAAAUCAAGAUAUAGACAAAACGGUAAUCAAUAGAAGUUUAAUCGCUGUUAAAGAACACGGUGUAUUAUUUGAAUGGGAAAAUACAGCCUUUUGGGUAAUUGGUCGUCUCUACACGAGUCCUCAUCCGAAGGAACUGUAUGUGUGUCAUCAAGACUCUGCACCUCAGAAUCUAAUCGAGAUAGCUUUUCAGUUACACUCGUAA
Messenger RNA from Wasmannia auropunctata (little fire ant), 2878 nucleotides. It is a transcript of the gene in, whose product is annotated as protein inturned. NCBI's taxonomy places the organism in Eukaryota, Metazoa, Arthropoda, Insecta, Hymenoptera, Formicidae. Gene Ontology annotation, molecular function: protein binding. The record is from RefSeq and is a predicted model, not a curated record. The transcript is spliced from 12 exons. Gene Ontology annotation, cellular component: cytoplasm; cilium. Gene Ontology annotation, biological process: cilium assembly; nervous system development; establishment of planar polarity. The coding region runs from base 83 to 2878 and encodes 931 amino acids.